Messenger RNA from Polyodon spathula (Mississippi paddlefish), 957 nucleotides. Its product is annotated as zinc transporter 8-like. The coding region runs from base 1 to 957 and encodes 318 amino acids. The transcript has 8 exons. The record is from RefSeq and is a predicted model, not a curated record. Lineage: Eukaryota; Metazoa; Chordata; Actinopteri; Acipenseriformes; Polyodontidae. Gene Ontology annotation, molecular function: zinc ion transmembrane transporter activity. Gene Ontology annotation, biological process: response to glucose; insulin secretion; response to zinc ion. Gene Ontology annotation, cellular component: plasma membrane.
AUGGAGCGUAACCAGGCUUUCGCUAUGGAAAAUGCCUGCACCUCACUCACCCACUUUGCUGAGGUGACAGCAUGCAAGAAAGCCACUUUGAGCAAUAAAAAAUUCAGCACAGCUAAAUGCAUGGGCUCAAAUGGAGAUUUAAUGACUGCAUUAAGCACCAUGUUUAGCCUCCAGCCAGGAACAAUGUCCUUCACAGGAGGUGGAUACAUUGCAGGAAGUCUGGCCAUGAUGACUGAUGCAGCUCAUUUUCUAGUGGACUUUGCCAGUUUCAUGAUCAGUUUGUGUUCAUUAUGGCUGUCCUCCAGGCUGUCCUCCAGGCCUACCACAAAGAGAUUGAACUAUGGGUGGCACAGAGCCGAAAUCCAUGGUACCUUGCUAUCAAUUUUUGCAGUCUGGCUUGUGACACUGGUACUGGUGUACCUGGCCUGUGAAAGACUGAUAAGUAAUAAUUAUACCAUAGAUGGGACAGUAAUGCUUAUCACCUCAGGCUGUACUGCAUUAGCAAACAUUAUAAUGGGAUUAACACUUCACCAGACUGGCCAUGGGCACAGCCAUGGAAUCAGGUCACCUCCCCAGGCUAACGCCAGCGUGAGAGCAGCUUUUAUUCAUGUGUUGGGCGACCUUUUACAGAGCCUCAGUGUGCUUGUCAGAGCAAACAUCAUUUUCUUCAAGUUAGAAUACAAAAUAGCAGCUCCUGUUUGCACAUUUCUAUUCUCCGUCUUUGUGGUGGUGAAAGCUUUUACAAUUCUUUGGGAUAUCUUACUGGUUUUAAUGAAAGACAGACUGUUGCUAGUUACGUCCCGCUGCAGCCUUGUGCCCAGCGUGAAGACAGCAGCUCGAGUCGCUCCUUUCCACCAAGGUUGCCACCUGCCUGGGUUUGACCUGGACAGUCCGGGAAAUGACAUCUGUGUCCGAGUGGCAGAGAAUCCCGUGGACCUGGGAACUGUCAUCUUGUAA